GCUUAUUCAUCCACCCUAAAAAAAGAAAGGGGAAAAAACAAAACAAAACAAGGGGAGAUCUAGAUUAAUGGCGAGGAUAUUACUCGUAAUGGCAAUCCUAGCAACCAUCUGCUGCUUCGCCUGCUGCUACGACGAGCGCUACUGCGCAGGAAGUGACAGCACAGGAGUCUGCAACCUAUCUCAGUUGGCUGGAUUGGAAGGGAAAGCGGCGGACGAUGCUCAAGCCUACAUGAUGGACCGGUUCGGGGAUGAAGACUUCGCCCUCGGCGACAAGGAGGGCUGCUUCUGGAGAGAUUUUGCGAGCGGGGGUAAGAGUUUCACGGCGUACAGCUACUUCGGCUGCGACGACGAGGCUGGCACCAAGUGUCGCGAUUGUUUUGCGGCUGCCAGGGACCGCCUGAAAGAGGGAUGCAGCGGGCGAGCUGGAGGAACUGUCUUCCGCCAUGACUGCUGUUUGAGGUACGAGGUCGAGAACAUCUGCUGAUCAAUAUAGGAUGCUCUGGUCGCGUCGCUGUUAGAAUCAGUGAUUCCAAUAACUCGAGUUGAUACAAGAUGUUCAAACGUAGUAGUAAUUUCAUGAGUUUUUUCCCCAUAAAGUAUGUUACUGUUUUUACUAGCUAAUUAAGUUGGUUGCUUUUGUACUCACCUAUCCAAAAGUAUGUUUUUGGAUCGUGAUGAAGGUUCUCUCGGUUGAUGAAUAAAGGAUUUCCUCGGCUAUACGGUGUGUUCCGGUUAAAUUGAUCCGGUCCCGGUUUGGUCUUUUCGAGAAUAUAAGGAACAAAGAUUGGAUUGGAUACAGUCCGGCCUUGAUCCGGUCGGAUCUUGAAUCGGUCUGGUCCCAAUUCAGUCUUAAUUUUAGAAUGUGUUUGUGGGUAUUUGAGUGGCCUGAGGGGGGAUUUGAGUGACAUAAGGCCUGAAAGGGUGAGGAGAUUAAAUUUUGGGUGUUGGGGGUCUCUGUUUUCGGUCCUGUCCGAAACGGUUUUUUUUACCUCAAAUCUAUGCCCGAAAUUGGAUUUGAUUGUUUGCUAUCCGGUCCCGGUCCGAUCUCGAUCCGGGUUAUGCGGUCCGUUUCGGGUAAAACCAAAAAGCCCGGACCAAAUAGCCAGCCCUAGUUUUUUUUAUGAUUAACUAAUUUUAGGUUGUUUGCUUGAGAAUUAAGUCACGAAUAUGUUCGCGAACCGAUCGAGAGAUUGAUUUAAACGUAGUUUAAUCAUAAUAUCGAUUGGUUUUCAAUUUGUAGACCCUGUAUUUGAACCCCAAGAGUAUAUUUCUUCAGCCCUACAGAUCCCUAUCAAUAGCAUGGGGUAAAAAAGACAAUGAAUAUGAUAACUUAAUUUGAGGUGUGGAUUCAUAAUUAUUGAGAUGUGUAUCCAUCGAUAACAAUAAAUAAAAAUAUAAUUUAUAGAUUACACAAUUUCAUUGUUUUUUUUUACUACGAGCCACGCGACGAUAUUUUUGUACUUCAAAAGGUUUAUGAAAUACAUUUAUAGUUUAUUUUGUAACUCAAGUAUUUUUCAUUGACAACAAGGGCGAAGCUAGGUAACAGAGGCGAAGUUAGGUAGGCUCUCGGGGGUCCCGGCCCCCCGAGAAUUUUGAAAGUUUGCGUAAACGAUCCGAGCAUAUCUUGACAUUUUCAUAUAAACUGAAUAAUAUUAA
This is a messenger RNA of Linum trigynum, 1656 nucleotides long. The record is from the annotation of a GenBank genome assembly. Lineage: Eukaryota; Viridiplantae; Streptophyta; Magnoliopsida; Malpighiales; Linaceae.